UUCCUGCCUCUCCUGUCUUCCAGAUGUUCCUUAAAGUUGCCGGAGGAAAGCUCCAUCUGCGAGCCCAGCCUUAGAACUGCGAGGAACCAGACCGCAGCGCUGGAAAGUUUUGAUAAGCAAAUGCGGCCGGCCACGCACCCUCGCCAUUGGCUGCUGCGUCGCCGCCAGAUUUUGACACAAAUAAUCAGAUUGAAAAUCAGGGAGGGGAACAGAAGAGGGGAAAAAAAAAACCCAUAGAGGCAGAGAGAAAAGGAGAAGUAUCUAUCUGUGCAGUCGAGAAAUUGACGGGAAGGAGAGCAGUCGCCCGGGACAGGGCGUGGAGCUUCCCACGGGACCCCGGAGGAGCUCCGCGGGGCCGCCAGGCAGACACAUUAAAAGAUGCCACGCUCCUUCCUGGUGAAGAGCAAGAAGGCUCACACCUACCACCAGCCCCGCACCAAGGAGGACGACCCGGUCUGGUCCCCUGCCCUGAGCCCUGGGGCUGGGGCCCAGGUUCUGAGCAGCAGCCCUGCAUCCUGCGCGCUGCUCCCGACCCCAUGCUCUGACUGGAACGACGCGAAGUGGGAGACAGAGCUGGGCCUGGACCAGAGCUUGCCCAGGACAGCUGCGGUGCCAGACAAGGGGCCCGCGGUGGCGUCCCGGCCACAGGACGGCCACUCCCUGCUGUCGGAGUCGCCCCCUCUCUACAAGCCCAGCUUUCUGUGGGACGCCCUGGCCCCAUCCUUCGGACCCAGCUACCCGCAGCCACCGUCCGCCAUUGAGUCGGCCUUCCUGGAGCGUGCCGUGCGGCUGUACGGCAGCCCCCUGCUGCCCGGUGCAGAGUCACCCCUGGACUUCAGCCUGCGCUACUCGCCGGGCAUGGACACCUACCACUGUCUGCAGUGCAGCAAGGUCUUCUCCACGCCGCACGGACUGGAGGUGCACGUCCGCCGCUCCCACAGUGGCACGCGGCCCUUCGCCUGCGACGUGUGUGGCAAAACCUUCGGCCACGCCGUGAGCCUGGAGCAGCACACGCACGUCCACUCCCAGGGGAUCCCGGCCGGGUCCAGCCCGGUGCCCAGCGUGGGCCGCGAGGCCCCACCUGCUCCUGACCCCCCGGGGCCUCGUUUCCUCCGGCAGGAGCGCAGCUUCGAGUGCCGGAUGUGCGGCAAAGCCUUCAAGCGCUCGUCCACGCUGUCCACGCACCUCCUCAUCCACUCGGACACGCGGCCCUACCCCUGCCAGUACUGCGGCAAGCGCUUCCACCAGAAGUCGGACAUGAAGAAGCACACUUACAUCCACACGGCCUUCAAGCGCUCGUCCACGCUGUCCACGCACCUCCUCAUCCACUCGGACACGCGGCCCUACCCCUGCCAGUACUGCGGCAAGCGCUUCCACCAGAAGUCGGACAUGAAGAAGCACACUUACAUCCACACGGGUGAGGCGCGGGCGGGCGGGUGCCGUGCUCAGCGGCCGCAGCCUGGCGCGCUAUUUCACCUGCGACCUCUGCACCAAGGGCUUCCAGCGCAAAGUGGACCUGCGGCGGCACCGGGAGAGCCAGCACAGCCUCAAGUGAGGCCGCCGUCCGCAGCCCGCUGCCUGGGCUCCGCGUCCCUGGCCGGCUCGGGGUCACGAUGGGCGUGCGUCUCCCUCGGACAUCACGGCUCUUCCUGA
Messenger RNA from Fukomys damarensis (Damara mole-rat), 1653 nucleotides. It is a transcript of the gene Gfi1b, whose product is annotated as growth factor independent 1B transcriptional repressor. Gene Ontology annotation, molecular function: DNA-binding transcription factor activity, RNA polymerase II-specific; RNA polymerase II transcription regulatory region sequence-specific DNA binding. NCBI's taxonomy places the organism in Eukaryota, Metazoa, Chordata, Mammalia, Rodentia, Bathyergidae. Bases 379 to 1653 code for a protein of 424 amino acids. The transcript has 7 exons. Gene Ontology annotation, biological process: regulation of transcription by RNA polymerase II. The record is from RefSeq and is a predicted model, not a curated record. Gene Ontology annotation, cellular component: nucleus.